Molecule: messenger RNA, 2367 nt
Organism: Zingiber officinale
Lineage: Eukaryota; Viridiplantae; Streptophyta; Magnoliopsida; Zingiberales; Zingiberaceae
Exons: 11
Coding region: 37-2037 (666 amino acids)
Biological process (GO): regulation of mRNA stability; mRNA processing
Cellular component (GO): nucleus; cytoplasm
Molecular function (GO): poly(A) binding
Source: RefSeq, a predicted model, not a curated record
AAAGCAAGAAGGCUCGGGGGAGGGACGGGAAGGGAAAUGGCGGAGCGAGGCCAAAUCGAUCAAGCGUCUCCGGCGGGCAAGGUGGAAGCUGAUGUAUUAUUGAAUGAGCCGAGGUCGUUCAGGAUGGAUCGGAGGUCGCCGGAGGCGGCCGCGCUCAGAGACGUCGUCUCCCGCAAGCUCCUAGACUUCCUUGGCGCUUACUCCGACGACGUCCUCACGGAAUACAUUAUUGUUCUUGUUUGCAAUGGGAAACAUCAAAAUCAAGCCCGAGAUGAACUGGAGGCAUUUCUUGGCAAUGAAAGUGAAAACUUUGUAACAUGGCUUUGGAAUUAUCUAUCACUUCAAACUAAUGUUUCAAAUACACCUGUUCACUGUUUAGAUGAAACAGCAAAGUCUAAGGGUGGUUUUUCUGAUCCAUCAAAUGAUAAAGAAAGCUUGAGCCAUGCAAACAACAUUGAUGAUGUAGAGAGACCUAAAGGUUGGCGUCCUAGUGAAAUUGCUUCUAUCAAAGUGCAUGCUGAUAGGCCACAAGAACAAACACAUGCAAUUAAUAACUUCAGCUGUCUGGACGAUAUUAAUCAAACUCAAAAUGGAUUCACAAUGUUUGUGGAUGCUAGCCUGAUAUCCUCUACUAAAUUUUUUUCUGGGGGUGAGCAUUGCCUAGAAAGACAGAAUCAGCACUGGAAGAUAACCAAAAAUAGCUCAAGUGCAUCGCCUUCUCAACCUUUGCAUAUGCCAAAGACAGAAACAGUCAUGAGGAAUUCACAACCAAUUGAAGAUAUUAAACAUGAGUUUCUUUCCUAUAGAAAUACUGUUCCAAGUGAGCCUUCUGCAAAUGAUGUGGCUGCCAUAGAGGCACAGAUCACAAGGCCUCGUGGUAAUGUUUGGGAUAGGCUAGGCAAGCAAUGCAAAGAAAAUGAGUCCUUAUUAAGAGGUGAAAGACACUAUAUCACUACAACAGAAAAACUAAACCUUCAUACUGAGGAAAGUCAAGACUCAAAGCUAGUUGUAGUCGAGCCAUAUGCAACUUAUAGUGGCAAUAAGACUGAAAAUAGUGCUGUGUUUGAUAAAGGUCAUAAAAGGAGGCUUGCCGCUAACAGUUCUCAAAGACAAGAUGUGCAGGAGUACAAUAAACAUUACGCAUUUGAACCGGUGGAUAAAUCAAGAAAGAUAAGACAAGGUGAUAUUACUUCUGGUAAUAUGUAUGCCUCAUUUGCAGGCAGUGAGGAAAGCCUUCUGCAAACUAAAGAGGCAUUACAAGAGGUAAAAGGCUCUGUUUCCAUUAAAUGUCAAUAUUUUCCCAUUCUUAGUGAUCGUUGUGUGAAAAAUAAUACCGUGAAGGAGCCAACAUGUACUUCAGCAUCAUCUUUAAAUGAGAAGAACAAACAGUCUGAUAAAGUAAUUCAAUCUGCAUCAAAGAAGAAUACCUCAGAAACAACUAUGGCACAGAAUUCAGUUCCAUAUAGUUUAACAUCAGAUAAACCUGAACCCCUGAAGUUUACAAAUAGAAACAGUGAAUCCAGGCCCAUCCACAAUGAAAUAACUGAUGUAAAAUUAAAACUGCAGCAAGUGGAAAAGGAUAUGCAAAAGCUCCGGGCAAAACAAGCAGAUUUGAAUAACUCGAAAUCCAAGUUACCAGCAGGUCAGCACCAUAACACAAAGGAAGAUUUCGAGCCAAGAACUGUUGUUGUCUCUAAUGUACAUUUUGCAGCAUCAAGGGAAGCACUAUUCUCUCAUUUUACAAAGUGUGGUGCUAUUGUUAAAGUUACCUUACUAACUGAUGCGUUAACUAACCAUCCAAAAGGAGAAGCACAUAUUGUCUUUGCCAACAAAGAGUCAAUUGACAAGGCAAUAUCAUUAACUGGAACCUCAUUCUUCUCUCGGAUACUGACGGUAUCGCGGAAAACAGAAAUGGCUUCAGGGUCAGUACCAACCCAGCCUGCUAUGAAGGCUCCACAAUCAUGCUAUCCUUUGUCACAGAAGGGUACCUUUCAAAGACAUAAUACACAUUCGCACUUCCAAUGGAAACGGGAGUGAUCAAGCUCGCCUUUGCAAAAAAAAUUUAAAAUUAAAAUUUUCAAUUUGCUGGUGAGUAAUGAGUAACUCUAUGUGAUCCUCGGUGAGGCAUUUCAUCUAUAGAUCAAGAUUCAGGCGCCACACUAGAGCAGAGAAUUUUAGGCGAAGAGAAUACCCUAAGGACCAUUAAGAGAGCCCAGUUUAAGCCAAGUAGUGGAAGGUGUUAUAGCAGUAAGCUGUUUAUGUAAUUGUGAGUGUGCAGUAGGUUUGCUGAAGUCAGAAUUCAAUUGCUACAUCGAUACAGUUUUGCACUAUUAUUCUCACAAUUUAAGACUGGAAACAUUGCUCUUA